Musa acuminata subsp. malaccensis (wild Malaysian banana) is the source of this 1551-nucleotide messenger RNA. NCBI's taxonomy places the organism in Eukaryota, Viridiplantae, Streptophyta, Magnoliopsida, Zingiberales, Musaceae. The record is from RefSeq and is a predicted model, not a curated record.
GUUACAACCGCUGUCGAAGACCUCCCCGAAAAUUCCUACAAUGCCCUUCUUGUCCUUGUCACUCUUCUCAUGUCUCUCCGCCUCUUUCGUUUUCUUGACCCCCGUCAUCCUAACAACAGCAGGAAGAUUCCAACGAAUUCGAAUCGCAUUCACCGUCUCCAACCCCCAGCCAUGGCGAUCUUCGAGGAACCUCCCAAUUCGCCCUUCCCCGGCAUCCUCUCCUCUUCUCCCUCCCCCGUUGGGUCGGUGGAGCCCGCCUCCAGCAUGGAAACCCUGCCGCGCGGGUCCGAUUCUGUGGAGGCCACAAGGGAGACCCGGAAGAUCGAGAUGUAUUCGCCGCUCUACUACGCUGCUUGCACCUUCGGUGGCCUCGCCAGCUGCGGCCUCACUCACAUGGCCAUUACCCCGCUCGACGUUGUCAAGUGCAAUAUGCAAAUUGACCCAGAAAAGUACAAGAGCAUCUCAUCAGGAUUUGGUGUUUUGCUAGAAGAGCAAGGAUUCAGAGGCUUCUUCAAGGGUUGGGUGCCAACCCUGCUUGGUUAUAGUGCUCAGGGUGCAUGCAAGUUUGGAUUUUAUGAGUUGUUUAAGAAGUUCUAUGCAGACCUUACUGGGCCCAAGCAUGCAUCAAAAUAUAAGACGCUCAUUUACCUCGCCGGAGCUGCUUCUGCUGAAGUAAUUGCUGAUAUCGCUCUUUGCCCCAUGGAGGCUGUGAAGGUACGGGUGCAAACACAACCACGGUUUGCUAGGGGCUUGAGGGAUGGACUUCCCAAGUUUGUCAAAUCAGAAGGUGUUCUAGGGUUAUAUAAGGGACUCCUUCCACUUUGGGGACGUCAGAUUCCUUAUACAAUGAUGAAAUUUGCUUCUUUUGAGACAAUUGUUGAGAUGAUAUACAAGCAUGUCAUUCCCAAGCCAAAGGAGCAGUGUAGCAAAACGCUGCAGCUUGCAGUGAGCUUUGCUGGUGGCUAUGUGGCUGGGGUAUUCUGUGCCGUGAUAUCUCAUCCUGCUGACAACCUGGUCUCUUUUCUCAACAAUGCAAAGGGCGCGACUGUCACUGACGCCGUAAGACAACUUGGUUUAUGGGGCCUUUUCACCCGUGGUCUUCCGCUGCGUAUUGUUAUGAUUGGUACUCUGACUGGAGCACAAUGGGGAAUCUACGAUGCCUUCAAAGUCCUCGUUGGCCUGCAAACAACCGGUGGGCUCAUACCUCCAACCACUUCGAACCAAGAACAUGCAAAACAAAGUUGAUCAUUUUGAAUCACCGACGACUCGUUUUUAGUCCUCAGACUCGGGCAAUUAGGUAACACUUUGCCUUCCACCGCUCCACUUUAAAUGGAAGCUGCAAUGUAUUUUUGAACCGUCUUUCUUGGUUUAGUUUCGGAGUAUCUAAGCAAGCUUUGUGGAUUCAGUUGAGUGCUAAAAUUUCCUCUGCUUAAUACCAGUAGUUUCCAUGUAAUUGCCGUAUAAUACCACAUUCAUUUGCCUGAACUGGUUCAAGGUCUCCGAAACAAGAACCUGGGCAUCAAUUAACCAUGUAAUCUGAGCAGAUUAACC